Calliphora vicina (urban bluebottle blowfly) is the source of this 783-nucleotide messenger RNA. Its product is annotated as protein Mabiki-like. The record is from RefSeq and is a predicted model, not a curated record. Lineage: Eukaryota; Metazoa; Arthropoda; Insecta; Diptera; Calliphoridae. The transcript has a single exon. The coding region runs from base 1 to 783 and encodes 260 amino acids.
AUGAAUUCUCUAAACUUGACCACCACCAUGGAAGAAUCAUUUGAAUAUCGCCAUAAAAAAUUCGAUCAAAGCAGCAAACGUUUGCGUUCGGACUCUCUAAGUUCUUCAACAGGGGACUAUGAAUGCAUUCAAGUGGAAAUAGAGAGAAUAAGUGAGAUCUCUAAAGCAGCAUCACCAUCAUCAAACUCACAGGAAAAUAAUAACAAAAGAUCAUAUUCUCCCGAUGCCAGCGAAAGCAACUACUCUGAAUCCUUGAUACUACCAGAAGCCAAAAGACCCCGCAGCUCAUCAUUUGGCAGUUAUACACAAGCCUUUUCUCCUCUAAACACCCAACGCCAAACCUCAACACCAUUCACUUCCUCAGCAGUGGCUGUUCCUCCCGCUGCUGCCAUUCUACCCAAGAUCAGCGAUGAAACUUUACGCAGCAUUUGCAAAUAUCAUGGCAACAUGGUAAGGAAAUACCCUAAAGUACAACGAUCGGCCAAGGACCAAGAAAGACGUGACAAAAACACUCUGGCCUGUCGCAUGAGCCGACGUGUCAAGAAAUUAGAACAUGUAGCCAUAGCCGAGCAGUACAAGGAAUUCUCACAACAAACUUUCGAUAUCAUUGAGGAGUCUAUGAGAUCCACUGCCUAUUUGCAUGAAUUAAUGCAGCUGUUGUCUGCCAAGCAGUUACAGGAAAUGGAAGCACAGUCCAAUAAAAUGUUGACUGAGACAACGUCUGCUGAGCCACUUAACAAGAAGCCCUUCACAAUAGCCUAUUUGAUGGGUAAAAAGGAAUAA